Laccaria bicolor S238N-H82 is the source of this 363-nucleotide messenger RNA. RefSeq lists its product as uncharacterized. The coding region runs from base 1 to 363 and encodes 120 amino acids. Lineage: Eukaryota; Fungi; Basidiomycota; Agaricomycetes; Agaricales; Hydnangiaceae. The record is from RefSeq and is a predicted model, not a curated record. The transcript has 4 exons.
AUGGGUUUGAUUAACAACUACUCAACUUGCAUCAACAGCCUGUCCAGGGUACUAACGGAUGAAAGAGGGAAAAGCAAAGACGAAGAUCCGGAACAACUUGGAAUGAAGGGCAAGGCUGAGGGGCCUAGGGAGGCCCUUGGGAAGUUCUCAUUGGUUAAUUAUAACGAAAGGCAGUGGACAUGCGGCUGGUGCUCGAGUGAAAAAAAAGGACACAGGUAUCCGAAUCAACGACUCACUCCCGAAUUGCUGCUACAGCGGCAGACUCGAGGCUCCCUUGGUGACGCAACGACCGAGCCAGUUUGUGCGGAUUUCUUGCCAGCGCUGAAGCCUAUCACCUUCGCUAUUACACAGAAUCAAAGUUGA